Closterium sp. NIES-65 is the source of this 1290-nucleotide messenger RNA. The record is from the annotation of a GenBank genome assembly. NCBI's taxonomy places the organism in Eukaryota, Viridiplantae, Streptophyta, Zygnematophyceae, Desmidiales, Closteriaceae.
AUGUUCUCGCUCUCGCUGCGCUGGGUUGACGGCCGCACGCUGCCACUGCUGCAGUAUGUGCUGUCGCUGGCAGUGGUGCAAGCUAUUGAAGACAUGGCCAAGGAGAGAGGGACCUCCCUCCCGCAGGUAGCCCUCAAGUGGCCCAACGACAUCUUUCUGGGCGGGCUGAAGGUGGGUGGCGUGCUCUGCACGUCAUCCUACCGCAACAGAGCGUUUGACGUCACUGUGGGCAUAGGUCUGAAUGUGAACAACGCCCAUCCCACCACGUGCAUCAACGCCGCCCUGCAAGCCGCCUGCCCCUCCGCCGCGCCUGUCUCCCACGAGGCGCUGCUGGCCGCUCUGCUCAACCGCCUGCACUCGCUGCUCUCCGUCUUUGAACAGCAAGGCUUUAAGCCUCUGGAAGCGGAUUAUCUCCAACGCUGGCUGCACAGUGGCCAGCACGUGGUGCUGGAGGAGGCUAAGGAGGGUGGCAGCGUCACCCAGGUCUCCCUCACCAUUCAGGGUCUCACUACGGGUGGUUACCUCCUCGCCACUGAUCCUUCAGGGAUACAGUACGAGCUUUCCCCUGAUGGCAACAGCUUGGACUUCUUUAAAGGGCUCAUGCGUGAUGAUGCUCCGUUCAUCUCAAGAAUUUCCACCAACCUUGCUUCCCCGUUCCCCUCCCCCCCGUCUCUGCUCCGCUGCCCUUUCCGCUUCCCACCUGUCUUGGCCUGCCCCCUCUCCUCUGCCCCUUCCCCACCUGUCUUCCUCCCUGCCCCCCUCUUCUUGUCUCGCCCAUCUUCCCUCGCCCCUUGUAGCGCCUGGCCGAUGGGAUCUCUCUCUGUCACCCCCUCCCGCUCGCACAACGCACAUAACGAGGAUGCUGCCACCAGCCCUACAGUGUACUACCACCAGUUGUUGAGGGCGAUCAAGGCAUGUACAGCGAAUCCGGAGACAAACCCACAAGCAUCUGGUUCUCCUGCUGGUCUCUCGGCCUCCUCUCCCUCCAUCUCCCUCCAAGUCCAUCCCCCCAAAUCCACCGGUGGUGGGUUUUAUCCCAAGGAAGGCCUGGGUGUGAUGGGCAAAUGCAGGACCACAAGGGCUGGUCCGGCUAGUGAUAGGGCUAUGAAUGAGUCUUACAGUGAAUCCCAACGGUUAUUUAACGAUCCACUACAAGCAAAACUCGUUAGCAAUGUUAGGGAGGUGUUUCGCCAUGGGGACAGCUUGAGACUGACAGAGCCAGAGAAACGAGCAGCUGUGGCAGCUGCUGUUAGGGUGCUGAAAUUCCUGAAGAACAUCAGAGGGCUCUAG